Salarias fasciatus (jewelled blenny) is the source of this 1530-nucleotide messenger RNA. It is a transcript of the gene sult2st2, whose product is annotated as sulfotransferase family 2, cytosolic sulfotransferase 2. NCBI's taxonomy places the organism in Eukaryota, Metazoa, Chordata, Actinopteri, Blenniiformes, Blenniidae. The transcript has 6 exons. The record is from RefSeq and is a predicted model, not a curated record. Bases 247 to 1110 code for a protein of 287 amino acids. Gene Ontology annotation, molecular function: sulfotransferase activity.
AGACGCACCAGUAAGAUCAAACACGCUCAAGUCACAAAACACACGCACAACUCCUCUCGUGCGCCCAAAUACUUUUUCUACAACACAGACAGAAGUGAUUUUCUGCGCAGCGAAGGAGAGGAAACGCUCCUCCGAUCUCCCUGUUUUUUUUCCUGCCCUCCAGGAUUCGGAGAGACCGGAAGAGAAGGGAGCAUACCGGAGCUGGCGAGGCUUCAGGGGUUACCGGAUUUGGACGGAUCGUGAGAGAUGACCGAGGCCGAGCUGUACACACUCUAUAAGGGCGUUUACGUCCCGUCGGCGCUGCACCCGCCGCACUCGCUCAAGUUCUACGAGGACUUCACUUUCCGGCCGGACGACAUUCUCGUCGUCACCUAUCCGAAGUCAGGGACGACAUGGACCCAGGAGAUCAUCCCGCUGGUCGUCAGCGGAGGGGAUUCGGCUUCGGUGGAGACUCUGCCCAACUGGGACCGGGUCCCGUGGCUGGAGGAGAACCGAGCCUGCACCCUCAACCUGGAGGAGAGGCCGUCUCCACGCAUGUUCACCACACACUUCCACCACAACAUGAUGCCGCCGUCCUACUUCCAAGUGAAGCCCAAGGUGAUUUACGUCAUGAGGAACCCCAGAGACGUGUUCACGUCUGCGUACCACUACUUUGGAAUCACCAACUUUCUGGUGAAACCGGGCACGACCAGCGACUUCCUCCGCAAGUUCCUCGACGGAGAAGUCAUCUUUGGGUCCUGGUUCGAUCACGUGAAGAGCUGGCUGAACGCUGAGCAGACGGAGCGCGUGUUGUACAUCUCCUAUGAAGAGAUGAUUGAGGACCUGAAGGGCUCGGUGGCCAAGAUCGCUCAGUUCCUGGAGAAGCCUCUGAGCGGAGAGGUGGUGGAGAAGAUCGCCGACCGAUGUCUGUUCAAGAACAUGAAGAAGAACGCCAUGUCCAACUACUCGCUGGUUCCCCCUGAAUUCAUGGACCAGACCAAGAGUGAAUUCCUCAGAAAAGGAAUCGCCGGAGACUGGAAAAACCUGCUGACAGCAGAGGAAGCGGAGCGCUUCGACCAAGUUUACAAAGAAAAGAUGAAAGAUGUCAAAUACAAAUUUGCAUGGGACUGAAAGGUAUUUUUACCAAAUAAUAAUGCUUGAAAAAAUGGUUGAGAGGGGAAAUUGAACACAUAUAAUCCAUGCAUAAUUAAAUCUCAAAGUCUGACAAGUAAUUUUUUUAACAGACUUUAACUGACUGAGUAACUGCAUGAAGGAUUUCUUCUGCUGCUCCAUGAAACAAAAGAAGGAAAAGAUUAUUGAUUAUUUUGGCGUGUCUGUCCACUGAGGUGGGUUUGAAGAGAAGAAAAGAAAACUUUCAACUUCAGUUUAUUAGCAGUGGUGCUCAGAGCCAACGAGAGAAAACGGCUCUUUAGCCGAAAACGCUCAAACUCUCAGUGUGGAAAUGGACGAAAUGCAACUUAAAAAAAAAAAAAAAAAAAAAAAGAUGGUGCGUGCGCACCGCAGCCACAGUAAAUACUUCUUCUGCACAUA